This is a messenger RNA of Drosophila busckii, 830 nucleotides long. RefSeq names its product peptidyl-prolyl cis-trans isomerase-like. The record is from RefSeq and is a predicted model, not a curated record. Gene Ontology annotation, biological process: protein peptidyl-prolyl isomerization; protein folding. The transcript has 2 exons. Bases 16 to 696 code for a protein of 226 amino acids. Gene Ontology annotation, molecular function: peptidyl-prolyl cis-trans isomerase activity. Gene Ontology annotation, cellular component: intracellular membrane-bounded organelle. Lineage: Eukaryota; Metazoa; Arthropoda; Insecta; Diptera; Drosophilidae.
GGUCACACUUACACAAUGGCGUUCGUAGGAGCAACUCUGAUUCGAAACAUUCACAAGUCGUCGUUGGCAUUUCGGUUUGCUGGAUCCGCCAUUUUACCGAGUAAAUCUAUAUUAACCUCAACUCGAACUGGAAGUGACAGAGGAGGUCAGUUGCAAUUUGGAAUUCAGUUUGUACGCGAUUAUUCAAAGGACGCGAAAAUGGGUAGUUUACCAAGAGUAUUCUUUGACAUGACCGCCGAUGGCGCGCCAGUCGGUCGUAUUGUUAUGGAGCUGCGCUCCGAUGUUGUGCCCAAGACCGCGGAGAAUUUCCGUGCUCUGUGCACCGGCGAGAAGGGCUUUGGCUACAAGGGCUCCAGUUUCCAUCGCGUCAUUCCAAACUUCAUGUGCCAGGGUGGUGACUUCACCAACCACAACGGCACUGGAGGCAAGUCCAUCUACGGCAACAAGUUCCCCGAUGAGAACUUCCGUCUGAAGCACACCGGCCCUGGCAUUCUGUCGAUGGCUAACGCUGGUGCCAACACCAACGGCUCCCAGUUCUUCGUUUGCACCGUUAAGACCGCCUGGUUGGACAACAAGCACGUUGUCUUCGGCGAGGUCGUUGAGGGCCUGGACGUGGUCAAGAAGAUUGAAGCUUUUGGCUCGCAGUCGGGCAAGACCACCAAGAAGAUUGUGGUCGCCAAUUGCGGUGCGCUAUAAGUUGGCAAAACUCUGUUAAGACGAAAAGAAACACCCAGUUCGUUCUCGUUCGCAUUUUUUCUCCAACAAAUUUUUUUUACCAAUACGAAUAACUGUAAUGAUAUGAAAUAUACGCAAUACAUUAUUAUUUUCAA